AUGGCAUCUGCUCUUCCGGCCUUCCCUCGGCUGGUCUUUACCGUCUUCGAGCCCAUCUCGCUCGUCGGCGGUUUCCUGGGCGCCGUGAUCAACCCGGCUUGGUUCAUAUCCGAGCAGAUCGUGGGGAGCGCCAGCUCCACCGUCCCGCCCUUGCCGGUGUCGGACAACGACCGUCUCGUGGCCCUCCAGCUCGGCAAUAUCUACCUGCUCAUGGCCAUGGUUGGGCUUGCGGUGCUGAAUUUCACGAGCGAGAUCAAGGUCGUACGCGGUUACCUAGUAGCUCUUUGGAUAGCGGACAUUGGCCACAUUUACGUCUGCUAUAACGUUCUGGGCCUCGGUCGCUUCCUCGAUGUUGCACAUUGGAAUGCCCUGACCUGGGGCAAUGUGGGAGUAACAGUGCGACCGCCCACCCACCACCCACUCAUCCCUUCAUGA
Molecule: messenger RNA, 435 nt
Organism: Colletotrichum higginsianum IMI 349063
Lineage: Eukaryota; Fungi; Ascomycota; Sordariomycetes; Glomerellales; Glomerellaceae
Product: Nadp-dependent alcohol dehydrogenase-like protein
Exons: 2
Coding region: 1-435 (144 amino acids)
Source: RefSeq, a predicted model, not a curated record